Molecule: messenger RNA, 756 nt
Organism: Pyricularia grisea
Lineage: Eukaryota; Fungi; Ascomycota; Sordariomycetes; Magnaporthales; Pyriculariaceae
Exons: 2
Coding region: 1-756 (251 amino acids)
Source: RefSeq, a predicted model, not a curated record
AUGCACUAUGAGAAAAGUAAGGUCGCCUUGCUUCUUCCGCUCCCGUACCGACUUGGCCCAGAUGAGGUCCUUAAGGCCCAUGACGACGAUGCCUCCGAUCCCAGCGGCCAGCAGCACGGCAAUAGCGACCAUUACGACGACGGGGAACCAGACAGCGACAUCGAGGAACGGGUACCAGGUCUGGUCGACGCUGUCGUAGCCGACCUCGUGGGCGGCCAGAGUGACCUGCAGGGCGUUGAAGAUGACGGAAAGGAAGGCGAAGACGGUGACUACGGGGGCAAUGAUGUGCGACAGGUACGAGCCCCACUGCGGGUAGAUGUGGAAGUAGGCAAACUUGCGGCGCACAAGCAUGGUCGUCUUGUUGAUGCGCGACAGCCGCAGCUCGCCGUAUUGGAAACGCCUGCUCACGUCCUCGUCGCUGACGAGGGUGUGGUCGCCAAAUGGAGCGAUGAAGGCGCAAAACUCUUCGUAGGUCGGGAGGCGCGCCGUCUCGGGCAUCUUGGGGAUGAGCUUGAGCUCGCAGGCCUUGUCGAAGUCGAUCUCAUACUGGAUCAGGUGGUAAUACGACCGGACGAAGCCCAGACAGGCUUUGUAGACAUCGUGGUCGGCGUUGUGUAUGUAGGUCCAGAACUCCUGGCUGUACAUGUAGGCAGGGAUGGGCUUGACGUAGAUGCGCUCAUAGUACCAGACCAGGUGGAGGCCAGGGUGCUCAUCAACAAUGAUGCGGUCGCGGCCGUGGGCGGGCUGGUGGUGUAG